Rotaria sordida is the source of this 585-nucleotide messenger RNA. The record is from the annotation of a GenBank genome assembly. NCBI's taxonomy places the organism in Eukaryota, Metazoa, Rotifera, Eurotatoria, Philodinida, Philodinidae.
AUGCAUUCGUUCUAUUUUAUUCUCUUGUUCUUUAUUUUACUAUAUACAUUUCAUAAUACAUAUGCUGAUGAUAAAUCAAAACCAAAAAUUAAAAAAGAUCCAAUAGAUUUUACUGAAAAUGAUGUUAAUAAUCUUUUCGAACAAUGGGAGGAAAAUGAUGAAGAUAUAUUACCUGAAGAUGAACGACAUGAUUUUUAUUUACGUCAUCCAUACGGUAAACAUCAACCACCUAUGUUUAAACCAGAAGAAUUAACUGGAAAAGAUCCAGAAAGUUUAAUAAAAAUGACAAAAAAAGGACAAACAAUGAUGAUGUUUGCAACUGUUUCUGGUAAUCCUACAAGACGAGAAACAGAAGAAAUAACACAAAUAUGGUGGGCAGCCUUAAAAAAUGCUUUAUAUGAUGUAACUAAAUAUAUUGUUGAUGAUACACGAGUUUUAUUUCUUUUACAAGAUGGUUCACAAGCAUAUGAAGUUAAAAAUUAUCUUGUUCAACAGGAUCGUUGUCAAGAAGUAACAAUCGAUAAUCGACCAUAUUAUGGAAAAGGAGCUCAAAAUGCUCAACAAGCGAAGAGUCAAGAUUUAUAA